Messenger RNA from Bombyx mandarina (wild silkworm), 2477 nucleotides. Its product is annotated as nose resistant to fluoxetine protein 6. NCBI's taxonomy places the organism in Eukaryota, Metazoa, Arthropoda, Insecta, Lepidoptera, Bombycidae. Gene Ontology annotation, molecular function: acyltransferase activity, transferring groups other than amino-acyl groups. The record is from RefSeq and is a predicted model, not a curated record.
UGACAAGGUUGUCGACCGCUGACUUAAUCUAAUGCUGUAACCUAUUGAUAACACAAUACGAUGCCGGGGUCAACACCCAGAGACAACUUCGAAGCCUCAGUGACUAAGUAAUAAUCGCGGCUUACAAAUCUAAAUACGCGACGUUCGUGACACGAAAACCGCGCACUACACAAAAGACCCCACUCAAACAUAGCUAAAAAUUUUAAAAACAAAAAGUUCUCGCAUUACACAAGUAAGUUACAAAUAUAGAAACACGCAUUGCGAACUUAUCAUAAUAACAAUGAGCAUAAUGCAACACUUGUGUUUAAGAGAAAUAGAUUUGCUUGUUUCGCUGCGUAUCGAAAUACUGACGAAAGCGUCGGGGAAGGGACGCCGGCCUUAUUGGCGUUGCGACAGCGCGCCGCCGGUGACAACACCGCGAGAUGGUCCGUCUGCGGAGCGACUGCAUUAGUGAAAUGUGGUCGUUACUGAUCGUCGUGAGCUCCGCGAGUGUCUGUCGGGGAUUUAACGUGAACGACACAUUCUUCAACUCCAUACCUCCGCUUUAUGCCCUGGACGAUUGGACACAAUGCCAGCAAGCCGGAGACGUGUACUGUACUGUCGACGCCGUGCUGAAAGUGGCGGAACCAAAAUCAUCAUUACUCAGUUUAUUACAGGAAUAUUCAAGUCAAACACUGAAGCACUACAACAGAACUCAGAUACACCGCGGCGUCUGUGUGUCCAGAUGUCGGAGGGAGCAGCCGGCUGACACGUCAUGGAACUCAGUCCAGAAUUGUGUCAAUCAAAGCGUUUUGAAAUAUGGUUUGCAGGCCGAACUGCUGUCCAUGGACUGGUGCGUCAGCCAAGACGCGAAGCCAGUGAGUGGCUCAGCGCGGGCUCUUGCUGUUUUCUGCACAACAUUAGUUGCGAUCGCCUGUCUCGCGACAGUGCUGCACGUGUUGGCUGAAAGAUGCGUUAAAGUUGACGGAAAUAAAUACUUAAUGGCAUUUUCUCUGAAACGUAACUUGGACGUUUUGAUUCGCAAUCGAUGCGGCCCGAAGACUCAACCAAGACUGAAGGACGUUGCCAGCAUCGAAGGUAUCAGGUUCUUCGGCAUGCAGUGUGUUAUAUUUUCAAACGUUUUGAUAUUUUACGUUUAUUCCUACACAGACAAUCCGGAGUUUAUUGAAAAACUGUACGAUCAGUUCCCUUGGCAGAUGAUAGUCAAUUCUCCGCUAUGGGUCCAAGCGUUCUUCUCUAUCUCGGGGUUCUUGACCGCGUACACGGUUCUGUUGUCUUCCGAGAAACGUUCACUAACGAUCUUCAGCUGUCUUCAGUCAGUUUUAAAUCGAUGGAUCAGACUAACGCCGAUGGCGCUGUUUGCGCUAUGGUUCACGAUAGCCUGGUUCCCAAUGUUGGGCUCUGGCCCGCAGUGGGCGUGGCUGGUGGAUAGAGAAGCUAAGGAUUGCUCAGAGCGAUGGUGGUACCACAUUUUGUAUAUCCAAAACUUUUUGCCGAGCGGAAAGUUCUGCAUGGGACAUACCUGGUAUUUAGCAGCAUCCAUGCAGCUCCACGUAUUAGGAAUGAUACUCCUAGUUAUCCUCAUGAAGUACCGGAGUGCCACCGCUCUCGUCCUGAUGAUCUUCAUGGCCGGUCCUGCAGCAGCAACAGGCUUCGUCGUGUACUGGCACGACCUCAUGCCAAUUGCAACUGCUUAUUCGCCGGAGCUUAUCCGGACGAUAUUUGCUGGAUCUGAGAUCCUGUCGCUGGUGCUGCUGCCUUUCUGGAUGAACCUGCCCGGCUACAUCGGGGGCGUGGCGGUGGCCUUCCUUCUGUACCAUAACCAGACGAGCGGGAACAAGCUGGCCAGGAAUAUGUCGUUUAACGUGAUUUUCCACGCCGCGUUGUUUGUCGGCUUGGGCGUGACGCUGGGCGGCAGUGUGUUCCUCCGGACGGCGUGGCCGCCCUGGGCCGCCGCCCUGUACGCGGCUCUGGACCGGACCCUGGUCGCUGUGUGCUUCAAUCUCUUCCUACUCGGCUGCUUCAGCCGCUGUAAAUCGUUGGUACGAGACGCGCUGGAAUGGCGCGGCUUCCACGCUCUGGGCAGGCUCUCGUACUGCGUGUUCCUGGUGCACUUCACGGUCCUCAGGCUCACGAUGGCGGAGAACACCCACGUGGGACACAUCAGUCUGUUCUCAUUACUUUCACUGUUCAUCACAACUUCGGUGCUAUCAUACGCGGUGUCGGUGCCUCUGUGUCUCCUCGUAGAGCUGCCCGGGCUGCAGCUCUGGAACGCGAUCGCUUCAGACCAAACGAGGGAAAUGCCCGCCGCGGAAACCCCAACUCGAAGACCAGACAAACCUUGCGAUCUGGUCUCGCAAGUUCGGCGAAGACACGAAUAUUGUUGAUUAAAUGAGGCUGUCAGCGUAAAAAUGGCUUAACCCACAAUUUUUCAUAAUCAUUUUAUUUUUAUUUUAUUUUUUCCCACCUAGCUGAUA